Molecule: messenger RNA, 5222 nt
Organism: Drosophila mauritiana
Lineage: Eukaryota; Metazoa; Arthropoda; Insecta; Diptera; Drosophilidae
Gene: Mp
Product: collagen alpha-1(XVIII) chain
Exons: 21
Coding region: 1300-3786 (828 amino acids)
Source: RefSeq, a predicted model, not a curated record
GUUGCGUUCGCGUUUUCCAGCAGUUCAGAUGGCCACGCGGCCGGUUAAAAGAUGAGCCUAUCGUUGCUGCCGUGCGGUCGGUACUCGUCCUCGUCCACGUCCAUAUCCACAUCCUCGUCGUCUUUGUCGUCUUCGUCCUGCUCGUCUUCGUCCUGGUUUUCGGACGUCGUGAGUGCGGUGGCAGCUGGCACUACUACUACUACCAAUACUACUACUGCUACUGCUGCUGUAGCUAUUAUAGCCCCAAAAACAACUGCAAAUGAAGCCCUUGUGCUGGCUUAGCCGCAAAAAAUGAAAGUGAUUUAUAUGGCCAAAUGAAAUAUGCUCGCCUAAGUGAACCGACCGGCCCGCAAUCGAGUCAAUUAAAAUUCAAUUAUGCGACCAAAGAUGAAGGAGAGGCCGCGUAAGCGUUUGAAAACCGUUCGACCGCUGAACUCCUGACUGAACCGGAAGUUUAAACUGCCAUUGAAGUGUGUUCCCCCAAGCAUAAUCCUAGCAAUCGAUCAUAUCACAAGCGGAUAACAGAGUACAUAUCGUGCAACAAAAACUGGGUUAAGUCCCAGACUUGCGAGACUUAUCAACGGCAAGGAUAUACGCCAGAUAUCAAAACUGCAAUUACUUUUACCCUUGUUCUGCUUGUUAUCGUCGUCGUUUCUUGUCUUCGCGUUGCGAUUGCCGGUUGUAAAAGUUCAAGAAGUGGCGGUGGCAAACACGAAAAUAAACCCAAACACUGUCCAAAACCCCCACCAAAAACUCCACUCAGCGAGCUUGUUCGAAUGGAAAUCAAUCAAUUGCACAAUGCCAGAAUGCAGGCGGUGUGAAAAAGUGAAUUAAUUGCACAGCACGACGUCAAAGCUAAGAAACAUAACGAACAGCAAUUUAACCAUAAAGAAUAAAAAUUACAAAUAAAUGCCCCACAUGACACGACUGUCAUUUGUAAUUACAAAUGAGUAUGAAAAAAGUGGCAUACAUAAUUUACGAUUACAAUAAAUUUUAAAGUAAAACACACAUACCUAUAAAUACAGCAAAGUAUUUGCCAUUAAAUUAUCUGUGAUUUUUGUCAACAUAUUAAAUAUUUUGCGUGCGCGUGAUUAAACCCCAUAUCCCGUAUCCGAAUCCGUAUCCCAUAAUUUAAAGUGAAUAGUUGUGAAUGGUCCCAGUGCGUUCAGCUUGAAGGCAAUUCUAUUCGUCGCCGGUUGUUUGUUGUUGUUCAUUUCGUUUGGCGUUGAUUUCUCGUAGUGCUUUAAGUGUUGUAUAUCGAAUCGGUGUUGAAUCGGAAUCGUGUAAAUAUCGUACAAAAUGGCAAUGGUUAUAUCGACGCGUGCCAAGCUCGUGAUUACCGCGCUGAUUCUGUUCUUCCUGCUCGGCAUCGUCCUCGUAACGGGCUCCACAAAGGGAUGGUUCAAUCCCAACCGCUACAACGGCGAAAGGGUGGCAGCUAGGAUUCAGGCGACAGACAUCUUCGACGCCAGUGGAAUGCAGCCCCCGGGACAGACGCAGUACACGCACGAGAGACCGUAUCGCGGCAUCAAGGGCGAGAAGGGAGAGCGGGGGCCCAAGGGCGACAGCAUUCGCGGUCCGCCGGGACCGCCGGGUCCGCCAGGGCCCAAAGGCGAAACGGCCCCCUAUCCGCCCUUUGUGGAGACGACGAGUGCGGGGGCUAAAUACACUGGCGAGUGUACAUGUAAUGCGUCUGAUAUCCUAGAGGCCAUCAAGGACAAUGAGUCGUUGCGGGAAUCGUUGCGAGGAGCACCGGGCACGCCGGGCAAGGAUGGAAAGCCAGGUACCCCUGGACACACCGGAGCCACCGGAGUGCCUGGAGCCAGAGGCGCCCGGGGGUCCGAAGGUGCCCAGGGGCUGAAGGGCGAGCCAGGCGUCGACGGCCUGCCCGGAGUCAUGGGUCCGCCGGGACCACCGGGCCCGCCUGGUUUGCCCGAGAAUUACGAUAUAAAUUGGAAUCCAACCAGGACCUUCAAGGAAUCCCUAAUGGUCAACUCGAUGGGCGCAUUCCGGGGCACGACGCAGCCAGGAGCCAAAGGUGUGCCCGGCGAGAAAGGUGAUGCCGGCCAGAAAGGAGAGCGUGGCGAUCCGGGUCACAAAGGUGCACACGGGCCCAGCGGCGCAAAGGGUGAGCCCGGCGAACCGGGAACACCCGGACUGCCGGGAUUGCCCGGACAGGCCGGACAGCCCGGCGGACUUGAGGGCCUCGCCAGCGCCAAUGGGACCAAGGGCGAGAAGGGCGAGAAAGGCGAGAAGGGCAUGCGGGGUCGGCGCGGCGGAACGGGAGCCACUGGACCAAUUGGACCGCCCGGAAAACCCGGACCCAUGGGCGAUAUUGGACACUCGGGUCGUCCUGGCAUGACAGGACCAAAGGGUGAAAUGGGUCCCAAAGGACCAAAGGGCGAUUCCGGCGGACGCGAAGGGAUAAAGGGUGAUAAGGGAGACCGAGGUCAGGAUGGUCGCGAUGGCUUGCCAGGACCUCCAGGAUUACCCUCCACUGGUGGAGGCGAUGGUGACAGCGGCGGCGUGCAGUACAUCCCUAUGCCAGGACCUCCAGGACCUCCGGGACCGCCAGGUCUGCCGGGUCUUUCCAUUUCUGGCCCCAAAGGAGAACCCGGCAUGGAUUCGCGAGGCUCCUUCUUCGGCGAUGCAUCCUACUACGGACGACCAGGAACGCGCUCAUCCUUGGACGAACUCAAAGCACUGCGAGAACUGCAAGAUCUUCGCGAUCGGCCCGAUGGCACAGCCGAGCCACCGCACCAGCCAGGACAUUCCCACAAGCAUGAGGAUACCCUGGGGCUCGUCGAUGGCGAGGAACCAUACUUCUCCGCAUCCUCAUCGAACAUGAACAUGAAGAUUGUGCCCGGCGCAGUCACCUUCCAGAACCUCGAUGAAAUGACAAAAAAAUCGGCCCUGAAUCCGCCGGGCACAUUGGCCUACAUCACCGAGGAGGAGGCGCUGCUGGUUCGCGUGAACAAGGGAUGGCAGUACAUUGCGCUGGGAACUCUGGUGCCGAUUGCCACGCCCGCUCCGCCCACAACGGUGGCACCAUCGAUGCGAUUCGACCUGCAGUCGAAGAAUCUGCUCAACAGUCCACCACCCCUGCUCAAUACGCCAACGUUUACAACCGCGCCCGAAUACGAAACGUGGUAUCCGCGAAUGCUACGCGUGGCCGCACUGAAUGAGCCCUCCACUGGCGAUUUGCAGGGGAUUCGCGGGGCGGAUUUCGCCUGCUAUCGGCAAGGACGACGGGCAGGACUCCUGGGCACCUUCAAGUCAUUCCUUUCAUCCAGGGUACAGAAUCUGGACACCAUUGUGCGUCCGGCUGACCGGGAUCUGCCCGUGGUGAACACUCGUGGCGAUGUGCUCUUCAACUCGUGGAAGGGCAUCUUCAAUGGCCAAGGUGGCUUCUUCUCGCAGGCGCCGCGUAUCUACAGCUUCAGCGGCAAGAAUGUGAUGACGGAUUCCACAUGGCCCAUGAAGCUGGUCUGGCACGGCUCGCUGCCCAAUGGCGAGCGCUCCAUGGACACCUACUGCGAUGCCUGGCACUCGGGUGACCACUUGAAGGCCGGCUAUGCCAGCAAUCUCGAUGGCCACAAGCUGCUCGAACAGAAGCGCCAGUCCUGCGACAGCAAGCUGAUCAUCCUGUGCGUGGAGGCACUCUCGCAGGAUCGCAAGCGCAAGAAGCGGGAAAUCGGCGACGGCAGCAGACACGGCGAAAGUGAGAGCAGGGAGUUCAAGACGGCCGAUGAGUAUGCAGCGCAUUUAGAAAAUUUACUGAUGUAAGCGGAACCGGAAGGAAGAAGAAGAGCGGCGUCACACCGAACCAUUCUCAUGCAUAAAACAAAACAAAUCACAGCACACACACACACACACACAUACAUGCGUGCAUACAUUGAAUGUCAACGUGAAUCAUGGCCAUGCAUAUAAUCAGCGAAUUCCAAACAAAAACCAAAAAGAGAAAUACUCAGACGGCAGAUGGAUGUUGCAUAUAAAUACAUACUUAUAUUACCAGUACGCAUACACACUACUCGUAGGUAAUAUGUCUAAUAUAUUGCUAAACGUAUAUGAUAAACACAAAUAGAUAUAUAUCGUGGAUAUAUAUUUGAGUUGUACUUUAUGUUUAGGACACGGCACGAGCAAGCAGCAAUUUUUGUACAAGCAGGAAACGUAUUUGUAGUUUGUAAACUGUAAUUUGUAACUUACCGAUAGCCUAAUAUCUAAUAUCUAAUUUUUGUAAUUACCUAAGCUCAUCCACAACAAAAAAAAUAAGAAAAUAAACAAAGAAAAAAAAAAAAUAUAAAACAACAGCGGAACACCCAGUCGCCUCCGCCUACGCAAUACUGGCCAAAUUAGUAUCCUACUUAGAUUUGUAUGGCAAUGCACCCGAGAAUCGAGAAUCGAGCAAUUCGAAAAGCGAGCAACUCUUCACAGGACCCUGUAUAUGCGUGUAUAAAUGUGUAUUUUUGUCAAAAGACUUCUAGGUGUGUGUACAUUAUAAGAAAGCCCCGCGUGGUUACUAUACGAAACCGUUUUUAACUAUCGCAUGCAGCCCUUUCUGCCCAGUCUAUAUACGAUAUAUAUCUGAACUUUAUAUAGGAUAUAUGUGUUUUACGACCGAUUUCUACUCCUAUCGUAGGCCAGAGAUUUUCUACAGCGUAGCUCGCGAUUCACCACAAUACUCGUUAUCGAAUUCCGAAUUGCAUAUUUGUAUCGCAGUUUUUAUAUGAGUCAGAUGAGUAACAUUAAUGAAAUUAUAGCAUAAUCAACACACAUAAGUACAUACACAGCCGUGGAUGGUAAAUUCGUAAUUUAUUGUCAUUCGAUAACGAACACUUAACUAAAUUCUAAUUAUAGUUACCGAUAGUUAGUUACGUAAUAAUUUCUUUUUGCAUUUAACCAAUGCAUUUCCAACUACAACAUUUGUAAUGUAAUUAAACGUAAUUGUAAUGACAGUUAAGGUAUUAAUUUAAAACAAUAAACCACAAAUGCAGAACACAAAGCGAAUGGCGCGGUAGCCAGUCGCACGGUGACAUUAUAUAGUACGAUUAAAGUAAUAUAAAUUUAGUGAAAUCAAAACUGAAGUGCAGAACCCUCUAGUCCUAAGCCUAAAAACACGAAGAGAAGAGAAGAGAAGAGCAGAGAGAGUGCAUAACAGAGAUACAUAAUAGCAUAAUAUUAUUGAAUAAUAUGAAACAAUAAAAAGUAAACUAUCAAAUGCA